Ornithodoros turicata is the source of this 2984-nucleotide messenger RNA. Its product is annotated as neuropeptides capa receptor-like. The transcript has 6 exons. The record is from RefSeq and is a predicted model, not a curated record. Gene Ontology annotation, cellular component: plasma membrane. NCBI's taxonomy places the organism in Eukaryota, Metazoa, Arthropoda, Arachnida, Ixodida, Argasidae. Gene Ontology annotation, molecular function: neuromedin U receptor activity. Bases 1396 to 2817 code for a protein of 473 amino acids. Gene Ontology annotation, biological process: neuropeptide signaling pathway.
GCGAAAGUUGGCAGUUACGGUUUAGAACCGUCGACAGCAUGGACGUCGUCAUGCCAGGAUGAAGGGAUAAACACGGACAUGACCAACUCCAUGUCCUUACCUUAGACUUUCGUGACGUGUGAGUGUAUUUGUGCUUGCGAGGAGGUAUUUUUGGAAACUUUUAUCUCAAAGGCUCUGUCCGGCUCCCUGAAGCAGGGCAUCCAAUGCUCAGGAGACUACAAGACUUCAUCCUGCGGUGGCAUAAGACGUGUGAAGUCGCCGCAAGGGGGCCGCAUGCACUUUUCUAAGCGCGGGCUCCUCGUUGUGCUGGUGGUGUCGGCAAAGUGCGCCUCCUGGAGAAUCUUCUUCUGCAUGGUGAUUGUUCUGCGCUUCCACAGGACGUCCUGAGGGAUUUCUCUGCACUUACGCCCCUUUGUUGGUGGAGCAGCUGUGAAGAAGAGGCUCAUUCAAGAGCGAGAGAAAGAAGUCCACCAAGAGAACCGGAAAUUCUGUCGGAAACCGGAAAUGUGACUUGAAGAGUGCACCCAUUGAUCACUAUAAAUCGAAACCGAAGAAGUGGAAUAUUAGUGGCACGCUCCCGGAAAAAGUCUUGGCAGCUUAAGAGCUGUUUACCUUCGUGACUUUGCUGGUUCGUGUUUUACUCAAUGUUUUUCGGUGUGUCCGUGGAGUAAAUGUGCUCGUACGUCGCGGCAAGAUAUUAAUGUGUACAUGAAAUAUCACCAUAAGACGGCAACGCAUUUGCCCGUACAUAACGCGGAAUAGUGUAACAUAAUAUUCAGCUACUCCCGUUGAGAUCUUGCUCACUCGUUAUUUAUAUUAACUGUAUCCAUAUUUGCGAAUUUUUCGAACGUACUCUUGGACCACUCAAGAGGUACCUCAAAGACGUUACCAGUGCAUGAAUAUGCUAACAACCAAACACCUUACAAUAUAACUGCCACACCCUACAGGAUUACUGUCAUCUCGCAGGAACACACUCGUGUCACAAUUUUAUCAUCUAUAUUACUCAGGGUGAAUAUAUAUAUAUAUAUAUAUAUUUUUUUUUUUUUUUCAUAAAAGCACUUGAAACACAAACAGGGUUACGUACAGUAAUGAUGUCGGAUGUGUCAAUCCUGGAAUAUGGCACACCUGUUGCUACACAUGCCGACCCUGCACACUGAACGGCUCUCAUGAUCGAUUUACUGCUGCCAGUUGGGCUCUACAGUUGCAGUUCGGGAGUCAAGGCCACUGAACUUUACGUUUCAUCAGACGUUCAUCUCCGCGCUUUGCGACUUUCGUAUUUGACGUAGCGUUAUGCGACCGGCGAACAGUCGUAUAGUCACGAACGGAACGUCGAGGUGAUGUGAAAACAUAGUGUGUGUGUGUGAGAGAGAAUUCAGCGCUCAGCAGAGCAGUGCCAUGGAUUUAGGAUUGGGAAACGUGACGGUUCGUGAAUACCUGGAACUGCAUCUGGGACCUCAGCACAUUCUGCUUCCCAUUGUGAUUCCUCUCACUGUCAUCUACGUCAUCAUCUUCGUCACGGGAGUCAUAGGCAACGUCACCGUGUGUCUGGUGAUUGCGCGGAACUCCCAUUUUCAGACGCCGACCAAUUACUACCUCUUCUCGUUGGCUAUCUCGGACCUGCUCAUCCUCGUCUUCGGACUGCCUAACGACCUGAAGCUCUACUGGCAGCAGUACCCCUGGGUGCUGGGCGAGCCGCUGUGCAAGCUGCGAGCCCUCAUCGCCGAAGCCACGUCGUACGCCUCCGUACUCACUAUCGUGGCCUUCACAGCUGAACGUUACGUGGCCAUUCGCUAUCCCCUCUUCCUUCAGACCAGACCUUCGAGCCUCUCCCGUGCCAUGAAGAUCCUGGCCGUCGCCUGGAUCGCUGCCAUCGCUAGUGCUCUGCCCUUCGCUCUCUACACCAGGGUGAACUUCGUCGACUACCCUCAGGGAUCGGGACGGACAGUGCCAGAGUCCGCGUUCUGUUCUCUGCCGAUGGACAGUCACGAUGUCAGCCGACCCCUGUUACAGUUUUCGACGUUCGCCUUCUUCUGUCUUCCCAUGACCAUUAUCGUAGUGCUGUACCUGAGGAUAGGCCUGGGGCUCCGAGAGUCCCGAGUGGCUGCGGGAAAACAUGGACCGCCGCAGGGUGACGACAGACGGCAGGGCGUCAGACGGUCGAUCCAUAGGAUGCUUGUGGCCGUUGUCAUCGCCUUCUUUCUGUGCUGGGCACCUUUCCACACACAAAGGCUGUUGGCCGUGUAUGUGAGUCCCGCCAGCUGGACUACGGGACUGCGCACGCUCAACGAAAUCCUUUACUACACAGGCGGUUGCCUGUACUACUUCAGUGCCACGAUCAAUCCUAUUCUCUACUCCCUGAUGUCGGUCAAGUACCGUGAAGCUUUCAGGGAAGCCCUCUGCUCUUUCAGCAAACAGAAACGCGUCCCCGAAUUCGAUCCUGGAACUCGCCGAUUCACGGGUCGCCCCGUCACUUCCUUCUUCGACGCGAUACCCAUCACCCCUACCCCUACACCCCUGCAGGCGAGUCCCGUCCUGGGUCCCUACACUCUCGCCUCUCAAGAAGCCCCCGUCAAAGACUCCAUAAGCCAACUGUCACCCAAGAGAAAGUUCGCUUCACUCAUCUACGCUGUGAUCGGCUUCAGUGCUGCAACAAAGCGAGACAACGCCGCUGACAUCAAGAACGGUGACGUGGUGAUCGACAUCUCGGCUGUGCAGUGUCCGUGCGAGAACGGUUUGUGUAACGGCGUAGUGAGGAUGGUAAAUGGUGUGACAGAUGGCGAUGAUGUGACACCCACGAAAGGUGAAACAAUGGUGUGAAGUCGUCGAGGUGUCUUUUUGUUUUUAUCCGUCCCCUGUGCGUGCGAAUGCUCCCGAAUUACUGCUACGUGUAAAUAGUGAGAUUUAUUUAUUGUCUUUUCAAAGUUUACGUGUAUGUAUAUAUCCAUCAUUCGAUAUUAUCUAUUAAAGGUUGUGCUGUACAAUGA